AUGUUGACCCGGUCCACCGGCACCGGGACCGGACAGGAGCUGAACGUGUCCCGUCAGCUGCAGCAGCAGAGACAGGGACACCUGGAGGAGCUGGACAGACAGAUCGAAGACAAACAGGACGUUGAAGCUGCAGUGCGUCAGCUGGAGGACAGGGGGCGCCGUCUGAGCCAACAGCAGCUGCAGCUCAACCAGCUCAAGGAGGAGCUGCAACAUAAAAAGGAGGGGCUACAGCAGAAAGAUGAGGAGCUACAGCAGAAAGAGGAGGAGCUGCAACAUAAAGAGGAGGAGCGUGGGGUGAAAGAGGAGGAACUGAACAGGACAGAAGAGCAGCAGCAGGAGGACAGAAGGGAGGACGAGUCUUUCUAUCUGUCUACAGCUGGUCUGAGAUCAGCCUUCAGCUCUGAGGAGGACAGGUGGACGGUGGAGCUGCAGAGAGAAAAACUGAGACAAGAAGAGAACGAACUGAAGGCUCGUCUGCGCUGCAGUCUGUGGACGCAGCAGGACAAUCUGACGGUGAGACGGCUGGAGACAGAGGACACUUUACUGGGACUGAGACACAGACUGGACCAGCUGGACUCCCUGCUCACACACACACACACACACACACACACACACACACAGCUUUAAUUAAUCAGGACGGAGACACAUGAGACAUGUCUGUCCACUCUGAGGACAAACUGUCUCCUGCAGGUUCAUUCAGCUUUAAGAGGAAAACUCGAGCACUUUUUCAGCACUUUCAAAGUUUCUAAACCAAACAUUUCCAGACUCUUAAACAUUUUAUCAUCACAUCGACAUUUGACUGAGUAUCUGCAGAAAAUAAAGAGAAACAUUCACAUUUACAGGAUUUAUUGUUCUUUUCUCUGGGCAGAGGGAAACAUGUAACAUUUGAGGUUUUAUACUUAAGAAAAAGAAAUGCUUUGAAUGUUUAUUGCAAAUAAAAAGUUAUUUUUGUGUCUUUAUUUUGCAUCAAAUGAAACAGAUUUCAGAUCAAAACUGUCAAAAGUGUUUUUUCUGCAGGUAAAAAACACUGUGAUAAAA
This is a messenger RNA of Centropristis striata (black sea bass), 1038 nucleotides long. Its product is annotated as UPF0746 protein DDB_G0281095-like. NCBI's taxonomy places the organism in Eukaryota, Metazoa, Chordata, Actinopteri, Perciformes, Serranidae. The record is from RefSeq and is a predicted model, not a curated record. The transcript has 7 exons. The coding region runs from base 1 to 627 and encodes 208 amino acids.